Messenger RNA from Megalobrama amblycephala (Wuchang bream), 5209 nucleotides. RefSeq names its product piggyBac transposable element-derived protein 4-like. The coding region runs from base 38 to 1243 and encodes 401 amino acids. The record is from RefSeq and is a predicted model, not a curated record. NCBI's taxonomy places the organism in Eukaryota, Metazoa, Chordata, Actinopteri, Cypriniformes, Xenocyprididae. The transcript is spliced from 2 exons.
CUAUAUUGAAACAUAUAUGUUUAUAUAGGUUUUUUCCAUGUGGGCAGGGCUAACAAGAUAUGCCAUAUCCCGAAUUGAUGACAUACAAUCAUGCUUCAACUUGUUUGUGACGGAGCCAAUCGAAAACAUAGUCAUAUCCAUGACUAAUUUAGAGGGGAGAAGAGUCUUCAAAGACAAGUGGAAGACAGUUGAUUCAACAGACAUCCAGGCAUAUAUGGGUCUCUUGAUUUUGGCUGGGGUCUACAGAUCCCGAAAUGAAUCCACCGACAGUUUAUGGGAUGCAGACACAGGUCGGGCAAUUUUCCGCGCCACAAUGUCACAACAGACAUUUCACGUGUUGUCACGGGUAAUUCGAUUUGACAAUAGAGAGACAAGACAUCAACGCCAUCAAAAUGACAAGCUUGCUCCAAUUCGAGAGCUCUGGGACAAGUGGGUGGAGAGGCUGCCACUCAUCUACAACCCAGGUCCAGCAGUUACAGUGGAUGAGCGCUUAGUUGCUUUCAGAGGGAGGUGCAGAUUCAAACAAUAUAUCCCCAACAAACCUGCCAAAUACGGGAUAAAGCUUUGGACAGCAUGUGACUCCAAAAGCAGCUAUGCAUGGAAUAUGCAGGUCUAUACAGGAAAAUCGUCAAGUGGUGUUCCAGAAAAAAACCAGGGCCAGAGAGUUGUCCUUGAAAUGACAGAAGGUCUGCAAGGACAUACAGUGGUAUGUGAUAAUUUUUACACUUCCUAUAAUCUUGGCAAAGAGCUACUGCGAAAAAAAACCACCAUGGUGGGGACAAUCAGAAGGAACAAGACUGAGCUUCCUCCUGCACUAGUGACCAACAUGAACAGGGAUCUUUUUUCCACCAAGUUCGCCUUCACCGACACACAUGCACUUGUGUCAUACUGCCCGAAGAAAAGGAAAAAUGUCCUACUGAUGUCAACUCUGCUCAAAGAUGCCCGUGUGAGUACCAGGGAGGACAGGAAACCAGAAGCCAUCCUGUACUACAACGAAAACAAAGGGGGAGUUGAUAACCUUGAUAAGGUUACUGGCACAUACUCCUGCAAGAGAAAAACACUACGAUGGCCCAUGGUGUUGUUUUUUAACAUCCUCGAUGUCUCAGCCUACAAUGCGUUUGUAGCAUGGAUGGAGGUGAAUCCAGGGUGGAAAGAGGGGAAAACCUUCAGUAGGAGGCUGUUCCUAGAAGAGCUGGGGAAAUCCAUGGUGACCCCCCUGAUACAGAGGCGGAUAGGUGCAUAAGCUCGGAUAAAUGACUCCUACAAUUAAAUAGUUUGAAAAUUAAAUGCAAAACCAGUCCUAAUUGAAAGAGAACAAGUUGACAAAAAGAUUGAAUCCAAGAUUGGGUGAAAUAUGGUAUAAUGAGUGAUUUAUAAGCUAUUUUUUAUAGGCCGGUCAUUUUUGACCGGGAACACCACAAGUGUGACUAUGUGCCAUAUUUUUUACAAAACAAAAGUUUCAAAACAAAAUUCCUGGUGAAACAUUAGAGUAGACUAGUGUGAUCAACAGUAGCCAUUUUUUUCAUAUUUUUAUUUUCAUAUUUCCAAAUUUACUCAUAAAUUAUUUGUUUUUUACUCAAAAAAUGAGAUGCCUACUCUCAGAUAAAUGAGGCCCAUGAUUAAUCAGAUGCAAACAGAAAUAUAAAACCAGUCCUAAUUGAAAGAGAACAAGUUGACAAAAAGAUUGAAUCCAAGAUUGGGUGAAAAUAUGGUAUAAUGAGUGAUUUAUAAGCUAUUUUUUAUAGGCCGGUCAUUUUUGACCGGGAACACCACAAGUGUGACUAUGUGCCAUAUUUUUUACAAAACAAAAGUUUCAAAACAAAAUUCCUGGUGAAACAUUAGAGUAGACUAGUGUGAUCAACAGUAGCCAUUUUUUUCAUAUUUUUUUUUCAUAUUUCCAAAUUUACUCAUAAAUUAUUUGUUUUUUACUCAAAAAAUGAGAUGCCUACUCUCAGAUAAAUGAGGCCCAUGAUUAAUCAGGUGCAAACAGAAAUAUAAAACCAGUCCUAAUUGAAAGAGAACAAGUUGACAAAAAGAUUGAAUCCAAGAUUGGGUGAAAAUAUGGUAUAAUGAGUGAUUUAUAAGCUAUUUUUUAUAGGCCGGUCAUUUUUGACCGGGAACACCACAAGUGUGACUGUGCCAUAUUUUUUACAAAACAAAAGUUUCAAAACAAAAUUCCUGGUGAAACAUUAGAGUAGACUAGUGUGAUCAAAAAUACCAAUUUUCUUCAGAUUUUAUUUAAUAUUUCCAAAAUUAUUCAAAAAUUUAAAAAAAAUUACUCAAAAAAUGAAAUGCCUACUCUCAAAUAAAUGAGGCCUAUGAUUAUUCAGAUGCAAAUCAAAAUAUAAAACCAGUCCUAAUUGAAAGAGAACAUGUUGACAAAAAGAUUGAAUCCAAGAUUGGGUGAAAAUAUGGUAUAAUGAGUGAUUUAUAAGCUUUUUUUUUAUGGGCCGGUCAUUUUUGUUUUUUGACCGGGAACACCACAGGUGUAAUAGGGUUUUAAACACCACAUGAGGGUUAAGUCCAUCUCUCUAUAGCACCGCUUUGAUGAACUAAUAACAUGUAAUAUAUUUUCAUAUCUGUCAUAUUUCAAAUUCAUCUCAGAUCCCAAAACUCAGGGUGUUGUCUACAACAAAAGUUAUGACUGCUGCAUAUUUACAUCGGCUACUGAUUUGCACUUUUUAAUUCAAUGUGUGCCUAUACAUUCGCUGCCCAGUGCGCUGAGCAGCUUCGCUAGAUUUUUAUAGUUGGUCACUUCAAUAAAACAGGCAUUGUGCCAACGUUGUAGAAUGGGGGUAAUUGUGUGCAGCUGCAAAGUAAAUUAAUAUUUCAUGAGAAAGAGAUAAAAUAUAGAAUAAACGCGUUAAGAAUCUGUACGGCUGUAGAGCGAGGGACUUUUAUUUUGUUGAGCUGAACCAAUGACGACGCGGUUUGACAUCUGGUUGACCAAUCAGCGGAAAGAGGCGUUUCAUUCCCGCCCACAUGUAGAGAUCGAAUUUUCAAACUGCUUAUUUGUUUCCAACCCCAGAAUGAAAAAAGAAAAAUCAAGCCAGUUUUUUGUUUUUUCGUUUUCAUUUUGAAAAUGAAAAACGAAAAAAAGUGUGGUUUUCUCAUUUUUCUGAUUUCAAUAUCAAAUCAAAACAUGAAUGAAUGGAAGAUACCCUGAUUAGGGAGUCAUGGUGUGAGCUCUGAGCUGCAACUAACAAUGAGCAAGACGGAUCUUUCAGGGUAAGAGAUGGACUUAAAAUGAACUUCCAAAACUUACUGCCAAGAGGAAGUGAUGCUUGUCCCUCAAGAGUCACUCUCAACCUAUAUCUGUCUACAAAGCCUUUAAAAAAAAUCAGUGUUCAUGUAUUUCAUAACACUUCAGCUUGUGAUUCUUAUUCAUUGGGGUCAUUUAUCAGGAUUCUUUAGCAAAGUCUUUGAGAACCUGACACCUUGUCUUCUGGGCCCUUUUUCCACCUGGUAAUAAGAUGCAUUUUGGUCGAUCGUAUCACAAGUGGAUGACGCAAAAAUACAGGUGUAAAUAGGAUGUAAAACAUUUUCAGCUUGUCCACUUUUGACCACUUCCAGAGGUAGUAGAAAACGUAUUCGAAGGAAUUGCUUUCGUAGUAGAAACGCUGAUGUGGUCGAAUGCAUUCGAACAGCCACUAAAGACCGCCUACUCUCUGCCUACUGGCCUAAUGCAUAAACAUUAUGGGAAGCACGCUAGCCAGACAGGAUUUAAACUUUGUCGGCUAAAGACCCAAGUUGGGUUUGAAGGCUAAAAACAUACCAAGCACAAUGUUCUCUCACCAUUCCUGAUUUCUAACAAGCACUCAAUGCGUUCAGAUGGUCUUGCAGCUGUCAGAGCAGAAACGAAAGCUAUGCUCUCUGUAUGUUUUCCAUUGUCUCUGGUAGCGUUCAUAUAUAAAUAUUAUUUUGUUCAUUAGAUCAAAAGAUCUUAAAGAACCCAUACAUUUACCCACCCAUAGACCCUCCCCUCAAAGAAAUCGGUUGAACGUGGACAAAAGAGAUGGAUUAAAAUAAAAGUGUACACGGGUAUGUGUCUCCCUCAUCCACUUGUGAUCCGAUCAUCCAAAACGCAUCUUAAUACCAGGUGGAAACGGGGCCCUGGAGACUCCAUGUAGGCUGCAGUUAUGGGAAAUAUUGGCACUGAAGACUAUAGGGUUCCUAAUGGUUUCACACCUAAUUCUUCACCUUAAUUCUUAAAGUCUUUUGCUGUUAAUAUCUUUUCCUCUCAAUUGCCCCAAUGAGCAUUUCUUGUCCAAUGGUCACACCUUAAUUGUGCAAUUUCUAUAGUAUUGCAUCCUUCACAUGGGCAUUGUUUUACUUUUUAGUGUCUCUUUUUGGCCCAUUUUACAUGUAAAAGAAAACCUACUGUCACGGUAAAUCACAGAGACGAACAGACAGAUCCAAGUGCAGGAUAUUUAAUGGGUAAUCCAAAGUCGUAUCUCCAAAAACAGGCAGGGGUCAACAUCCACAAAACAGUCAAACAAGUGUUACGUCAUGAAUGUAUUUAUUUUAUGUGUAUUGUUACGUCAUAGACGUAUUACUCUGUUGUGUUUUGUAUACAUUUAUUGUAAUGUAUUAUGUGUAGUGCACGCUCUCUCUCUCGCUCUCUCUCCCUCUCUCUCUCUGGCAGCACCGCUUGAUUGAGAGACCAGCUGCGGCAAGUUACGUGGAAGAGCGGGAGCGCUUAAAUGCAGGAAACGAGGACUGUGUUGUUGAGCUGUGUCGAGCGCAUCGUGAGCUCCACGCGUGUCCUGUCCCCUGUCUCCUGCCCCAGACUGUUAAUAAUUGUUAUGGUGUGACCGAUGCUAUUGUUGUCUAUGUGUGAGAAUUGUUUUCUCCCAGUUGUGUGAUGGAGACUUUAAACAACGCCCAGUAAGAACUGCUCUAUCUCAUACUCUUGUUAAAUAACGCUUGUUUCUGUUACCCCUUUAUAUUGUAUGCGAAGCUGUAGGUGGGGGGAGCGCCACUUUUACUUUGUGCAAUUUGUUUUCUCCUGUUUAUGGUUUAGUUGGGGAGUUAGGGAAGUUUGUUGUACUUUUGUUUAUAUUUCAUUCGUAAGGUAAGUCAGCUUCUCCAAACCCUUAGGUAGAUUCCCUUUUGUUUGUUGUUUUGGCCUUUGUCCCCCUUCCGAGAAAAUGCUUCUGUUCAUUUUUGACUUGUGAGAAGAGAAUAAAGAAAAGUUUUCGUUUCAAAA